Xyrichtys novacula (pearly razorfish) is the source of this 17900-nucleotide messenger RNA. NCBI's taxonomy places the organism in Eukaryota, Metazoa, Chordata, Actinopteri, Labriformes, Labridae. The record is from the annotation of a GenBank genome assembly.
GGGUCCCAAAUUCCAACUGUGGUCUACUUUUGUCUCUACGUGGAGGAGGCAGGACUGCUGCGAACUGGACGCUGUCUGGAAUUUCAGGCGCACCGACAGUGAGUACCAAUUUCCUGGCAACUUCUAGACCCAACAACUAUUUACAGCUAAGCUUUGUCUCCGAAGCGUUUUUUACUCAAAUAACAUCCUUGUCGUAGUCUUUCCUUUCUCUCUGAUAGCCGUUAUCCUCUGUUUGGAGUGGAGAUGGACUCGCGGGAGUAAACAGGGAGAGAGCUCCCUGACCAGAAAACUUGCAUGUCUGUCACUAGCCGGUUAGCGUUAGCUACACCUUCACUGUAGCCUUUUCAUCACAGCUAAGGAUGGGUGAGAGGCACAUUCAGACACUUAAAACAGUCUCCGAGUACUUUAAAUUUGGACAGAAUGUCAAAAACAAAAAUGUGGUAGCGUGAAAUUCAGCAUGGUUGCACAAUGAAGUGUUUGUCGUGGGAAAAAAGCAGGACAAGUGUAUUGUGUCUUCGUGGUUUUGGAAAUUAAAACUUGUAUUCGUAGACAUGACAAAUGUCCAAGUGCGGAGUAAGUGAGACACAGGCAGGUUUGUUCUUUUGAUACACCCCCUCACACACCGGGGAUGCCACAUAGCAGCUAAAGUCUGCACUAAUUUCUAAAUGUUCCCGGUAAACAAACUGGUGCAAAAUUAAGACAAAUAGACACAAUUACACAAACAAGGUUUUUACUCCACCUGAAGCCUAAGAGGUCACUUUCUGUGGGUUGUAAAUACCUUUAAUAAUUAAUGGCAUGUUGACAAAUGGCGUGUUUUUUUUUCGACACUUUACACAAUUUGAGUCCUUUUUCUUAAAAUAAAUAUUUAACCUUGAGUGAAAUAGACUGACCCCACCCUCUCCUUCAUGCGUUUCUUUGAAAUUGUAUUGCAUAUUUGCUAAGGUGGACCUCACUCUGUCAGUGUUGUUUCACUAAAGUCUGACAGCGUGACUUUGACAGUCUGUGUUCUUGUUUGUUAUUUCUGUGGUAAAUAGGUGUGAUGUUUUGUUGGUGAAGGUAUUUUACCGUGAAAUGGGACAGGCUGGUUAGACAGUCUGUGUUUUGGCACUCGUGUAAAACAGUGGUCUAUGUGAACUUGUUUGCUGCUCUGAGUGAUUUAACAGACUUUUCCUGUAGAGACAUCUGGGGCGGCAGCACAUGUACAUCUGGCAUCCCGCUUGUGGAUAAUUUUAGGGACAUUGUUGAGUGAGGCAGUCUGAUAGUUUUGGAUUGACCUAUAUUUUAACUAGCUGAAAAUAAAAUAAGAACUGUGCAAGAUAAAUAUUUCCUCUUAUUUGUGCUUCAUUUAGGUCUUGUUUCUCUCUUUUGAAUGAGACUGUGCAGACAACUGCUGCGGACAGAAAGUUUGAAAUCAGUCACUGACGUCAUGGCUGUGGGGACAAAGCAUUGUUCAUGUGUCAGAUGUGAAAAAUGUGCUUUUGCUGUCAUUUAUUUUAACAGCACCUGCCAUUACCUUACAUGGCGUGGUCAAAAUGCCCUAUGAGUGUGCAUGUGUGGUAUGUGUGUACUGUACUUCACAAUGGCAGAAGUCAAGUCCUCUUAUUCAUGAUGCAGAACCACGCAUGAACACCGAUUGUUUUAAAUACAGACAUUAGCGCCUGAUGUUAUUGGUGUAAAGACAAACCAGACAGUCAGGAAGGGGGAGGGUGUGUGCUUGUAUUUUGUUGCUGCACUUACAGGUGCUCACACCUGUGAAAAUGAACAGGUUGUCCCACUUUCUGUGCUGUCAAGAUUUUAAACAGGUAUCUUCACAUGUUUAGGGAAGUGAAAGUGACCAAGUUACUGGCUAGAACCACUUUAUGUACUUUUUUUAGCACUUCAGCUUUGUGAUUUUGAAGCUUUUACACAUGCUGUCUGUAAUUAGACUGACUUUAUCUAAGACUCACCAUUCCUCUGAAAUAGGCUUGGUUUUUAUCAAUUUAAUCUGCAUAACAAAGACAGUAGGAGUAAACCAUGUUGUUUGAUGUUGAUUUGUCUGAACUAGCCAAAUCCUGUGACUAAAAGAUUAGUCAUAGAAAAUGUGGGGCUACUAGAUGAGACAUGAGCAACGAGAUCAAAACAUUUUCAAAAUAAACUCUCUUCAAUCAUUCACAGAGGACUGAAUGUAAAAGCAGUGCCUGAAAUCUUUCCCAAUAUUUCGUCAUUUACAACAAUGGUUACAAAACCACAAAGACAUUAUUUUUGUGUUUGUGUGUCUGGAGUUUGGGGUCAGCUAAAUUAGAGCUGGCCUGAGGUAAAUAGGGACAGUUUGCUGCUAUAACUCAGAUUAUGUUAGUGUGCGCGAAGGUUGGGAUGACACAUUUGUGCUGUGUGAGUCUUCUGUAUUUAAAGGAUAAUGCUUUACAGGGCUUUUGUUGAGUAAUGGCCGUCCAUUAUAGGUGUGGCUGCACCCAACUGAUUCAGCAGCGCCUCAGUAACCUGUUGAAUGACAUUCCUGCAUGAUGGUUUGUUGGGAUUCUUGCACUUAAACAUAGAAACGCUUUAACUUCUGCUGUGGUUUUGCAGUUUGUUCGGUUGUCUUUUGGUGAAAAUAUUGUACUACAGAAAGAAAGGUAAAGGACGAAGGGACAAGGGACCAUUUAAUUUGAAUAUUUCCAUGAUGAUUCACUGUUUGCCCAGCUUCAUGAGCUUUUAUUACGCCCCUCAACCCAGCCCAGGGCGGGAUACUCACAGUUGUAUAUGAUGUAAGAGGUGUGUAAGCUCUGUGUGCAGUAUUUGUUGUCAUCACCUUCUCUUUACCUGUUCGCAUGUCCAUGCUUAUCUUAUCUACACAAGGUAAAGAGGAAAUGAAGCAACAGUGUUACAGACUGCUGGGUGUAAAUGGGAAUCAGUUCGCCUCACAUCUGCAGGCGAUUGGGACUGAGUCAAAGUGCCCACGUUCCUCUCACAGACGUUGUUGGGUGUGUUCAUAUGAACUUGACCACACUUGGGAAGGGUGCCCAAUCUAUUUGUGUGCCUCACAUUUCCCAUGUAACUGUGUGGAUGAAACACUGGCGGGUGGGGUGUGUCAGCAACACACUUUUAAGUGAGCCAUCUGGGAGCAGCUCUCUUCUUAAGAAAUCAACUAAAAGCUCCAUCAAAAGUGAUUGUAAACAAUGUAAAUGAGCUGUUUUUGGAUCAGCAACUAAAAUAAGUGCUUGAAAAGAAUUGUUACGGAUGAUAUCCCUGUAUAAAUGAACGGACACGAACCGUAAAGGAGUCUCGGAUAAGUGGUAAACGACUUCAAGGAUACAAAACUGGUCCUGUUGCUCUUGUUUUGCUACUACUAGAUCAUGUGACCUGAGAAACUGACAGAUAUGUGUGGAGGCCUUUGUUGUUUAUUUUCAUUUCAUUAAGCUGCACUUCCUAAUUUCUGGAACUCAAGUGAUGUGAGAUUAUUGAGAGUGACAAAAGUUUUAGUAGAGACCAGCUCAUGUGUCACUGGUAUUUGGCAGAUGAUGUUAUAGUCAUCUUUUGAGUUGGAAUGAAAGUAGGCCUUUUCCUACUUACAAAAAAGUGCACCAAUAUGAUGAUUAAAAGUUACCCAGACAGGUAUUUUCUUUAACAAAUAACUUGAUCAAACAAUAUCGAAUAUUAUUAGUUAUUGUCAACCAUUCCUACAUGUCUACAGUUGCUGUAGACAGAGUAUUUAAAACUGUGGAGUCAAAGAGACAAACAGCAUGAUAAACUAGGCUGUCCAGUGUAAACAGUUACUACAGUAACUUUUAUUUUGAUUAUAUAGGUAUUGUGAUGUGAGAAGAACUUAAUAAUCCGAACUGGAUACAGCAAACAGUGGGUUGGUUAUGAACAUAGCAGACCUUUGCGAUAUGGACCAAACAUGUAAUGCGCACUUAUUUAAUGUAGGCCUAUUGCAUCAACAAAAUGUAAAAAGUGUAAAAAAUCAGCUAACAUCGAAGAGUUCAACCAUAGCUCACCGUUUUUCUACUGCUAUCUGUUUGCAAUAUGAUUCUUCUGAGUCAAAAAUAAUUCAAAAAUCAUUUAUUGGCAACUCAAGUAGCACCAGUUAAUUUAAAGUUAUCUGAUGUAUUCCCUGUCCAUUUUUCUAUUCUUAUACUGUUUUUAAUACCAGGACUUCAUUGUCAAACGAUACUAAUACAUUUUCAAACAAAACUAAGUGUUUGACAAACACUGAUUGCUUGCAUUCUACUCGCUUUAACCAACAAUACACUCUCUGCAUCACCACAUUGUUGUUUGUUUGUAUAAUGCACUGUUGGGGGGACCGUUGACUUUGGACACUCCUCAUGCAUUUCCUCCCAUUGUGGAACUGAUUGCAAAAUACCACCUAAAUGGGUGCUGACAUAAUGCCUAGGUUGAGCUGAGGUCUAAAGUGGCACCCCUCCCUCUGAACAAAAUAUGCACUAAUCAAUACCAGUAGUUGUUGAUUUCAUAACUUUCCAGAUUAUACAAGAAUAAAUUAUACUUGAAUCAAUCACAGAUCCAGCAUUACAACAUGGACACCAUUAAUGUUAGGUGAUUAUGGGCCUGUUUUAAUAUUUGUUGGCAUUAGAGAGAGACUGAGACAGACCACAUUUUGAAAUAAUCUGUAUCAGUCUAACAGUUCUAACAGUGUUGCAUUCAGAGAUUUAUUCAUAGAUAGUUUCUGAACAGAAACAUGCAAUGGGGGUGAGUUUUUGUUGUUGUAUGCUUAGAUUGGGCAUCUGGCUUGUAACCGAGUCCAUCAACAAAUACAAACAUUAAAAAAUGUGCUUUGAGAUCGCUUCAGGAAGGUGGAGGAAAUGUUUGUUUUGAUAUAACUCUCAUGCUCCCAGCUAUAAAUGUUUGCCCAAAUAAAAAGAUAAAUCACUUUUCUGUCAGUUAUUGGCUAUUGUUGAAUAUAAAAUAUUUACGAUGGAUGUAAAAACUGAUACAGUUAUUGCCUCCUGACGUAGAUAUCAGUCAUGCUCUAAAAUCACAACCCAUUAUUUAUCUUAAAGUAGUUUAAAAUUCAUCUGAAACAUGUAAAUGGUUAAGAAAACUAUGUUUAUUAGUCUGAAAUGUGCUUUGUUCUUUAUCUGCUGUCAUUGAAUUGAAUUGUAUUUUAUCAAAUAGAAAAAGAACAACAAGAUAUUGGCAUUAUGUACCUUCCAUCUGCCAAACUGCUCUCUAACUCUGACUUAAAUUUUACCAGCUGUAGUUACACGCUUUUAGGCAAACAGGAGUCCCUCCAUUAGCGGGCUUGCUGCUGCGUUCCAAGUGUAGGAACUGUUUCUUCUCUCGAACGCAGCACACGGUACAGCUGUCAAAGACUGCAACUGUCUUUGGAGCCUGACACUCUGAACUCAUUUUCUACUGUUACACAAGAUUUAUUGCGGCGGUUGGUUACGCCAGUAACAAACCCUCUAUUCUUUUGUACCCUGGCGAUGCGGCUCACAUUUGUCCUCUGCCAUCUGUGCCCUUGCUCCAUGUACUUAACCUCGCUUCUGUUCCCACUCCCCCACCCCUGUCAAGGGUGUGACGAGGACUGGCAGGGGACGUGAUGUUUGUCGGCCCUUAUUUCAGCCAGGCUGACUUCAGCAGCCGCAUUUCACAUCCUUUUGGAGAGAAGUUAUAUUUAGCAACAGUGGCAAUGCCGUUUUCCUAAUGGUUUAGUCAGGGGUUUGUGUUUGCCCUCAUUUAAAGUUUCUCAACACGAAGACGAAAAACACUGCUCUAUUUAGAGUCUUGGAGAGGCGUUUAAACACAUUAAUCAGAUUAAUAUUAUUCAUUCAGCUUUGACAAAUGUUUUUACAACAUUUAUCAUUACUUUAUUUAAAUAAAUGUAUGAUUUUUGUACAAUCAAGUGCUUUCAUUUCAUGACUUAGUUGUGUUUGUAAGUGUGGUAUCGCAGGAAGUGAGUCAUAUUUCAGAGAGCACAUGGCGGCUGUUGAAUCAUCUGUCAUGAAAACUAUUCAUAGUCUCAUUCAUGAAAGAGGAUGCACGGAUAUUUGUUCAGUGUCGUCUGCCUGAGAGCCUGUUGGGAAACUGUGUGUAAUUAACAGUUUGUAAGCAUUGUUGCUAAUAGUCAGAUGGAUUAUGAUUCAAACAACUAGGUAUCUGACAAAAAUGGUUUGUGGAAACGAGGAAUGGCCCUGCCUGGGAUUUCUGACUAAUACUGGGUGAAAAAAAUCUGUGCUAGAAAUCAGGAAAUGGGAGCACUUUUCUGUCUGGAAAAUUCAGUGAUCCUUAGCUACCCACAGCAUAAACCUCAUCUUUGUUUUCUGAACACUUGUGUUGGAGAGGAAUGCCAUCAUACCAGUUUAGCCUUGGAGAGAGGCAGUAUACCCUGCCCCUUUCUCUCUGUGUGAGUGAAGCUCGAUCUGCCCAGGCCUCAAGCAUUACUCUGCCACACAGAACGGGGAAAAGCUACUACAAGGAAUUCCUUACGUUCAGUCAUUUUCAGCUUGUUGCUGCCCCUUUUUUUGGAUGGCUAAAUGCGUGUGGGUUUAGCCAGGUCUUUUGACUUGAGUCUCUGAAUGAGUGAGAACACUUUUCUGACAAAUUGGACAAAAAAAUAGACCAAACUAUGUUAGGAUGACCCAGAAACAGAGGCAGACAGACAUGAUAUAAAUUGUUUUUAAAGGUAUUUUUCAGUGAGUGGGUGUUUGUUGUUCCAGUUUCCUAAUCUGUUAGAAGCAUUUGUAGGAAUUCCUCAAACCCCUAACUCCUGAAGUUAUCUCAGCUUCUCUCGUGUUUUUUAACAGUAUGGGGUUGGUGCUACACAAUGGAACUAACAGGAAAUUACUUUGAUAAUAGGGGAGAGUAGGCUUGGGGGAGGAAGGCAGCUCAAGAGAGAAGCUAAAGAUAUGAUCACCAGGGGUGGAGAUCAGCAGGGAUCAGGCAGCUGUGAGGUCCUUUUUCAAGACUUUUUAGAUCGAUUAGAAAACUAACUCUGGUUCUAGCUUGAGAGGUCACCUUUCUGUAAAAGUGGAGGCAGAAACCUGGAGAGUGUUUUGUGAUCUGAGAAGCAGAACAGCGGUCAGUGAGAUGAUUAACUUCAAGGUUGGGAGCAUGGAGAUCAGGCAGGUUGUUUUUGACAGGUUUGCUGCAGCCUGGAGAAGUUUCCAUGGUGACGGGAGGUUUAACAGAGGCUGAUGAAGAGAUCUGUGAUGAUAAGUCAAUAUUUAGAUCUGUUGAUCAAAAGAAAACUGAUCCCAGUUCUGCACUCCUCCAAGCAGAAAUGUCAACAUUUUCAACGAAAGGCUCUUGUGCUUCUGGAUUUGUGGUUGUUAAUAAAGAGCCUUCGGUUUUGUCACUGUCGGUGUGUGAGGCAGAAAAAUUGAAAGACACAAUUUCAAGCCAGUGUAAAUUGAAAUGAGCAUUUUUCACCACAUUUAAGGUUUUUUUUGACUGAACAUUUCAAUGAGAAUAUUAUCAUCAGAUAAUGUGAGAAAAGAAAUGACCCUUCAGUCCUGCUGAUCGUUUUAAAAUCCUCUAUAAUCUACGUCAUUGACUUUGUAUUCUUUUUCCCUUUUGCAGUCUCACAUUUCUCUGACUGACCAGCUGGGGUCAUACACAGAAAAUGUCUGGAAAGAUAACAAACGAGGAGCGGGAGGAGAUGGAGACAAUGUUCAGUAAAAUUGGUAAGUCAGAUCCACACCACAAUGAUCUUGUUUUAACUAGUUUUACUUCUCUACCUUGUGUCUAAUAUUUCUCAUGUGUGUUUGUAGAUAUGGACGGGGAUGGAUUUAUCUGUGAACAUGAACUUAAUGAUCUCCUCAAAGACAUGGGUUACCCUCUUCCGGGAUACGUGGUCCGAGACAUCAUCCAGAAACUCGAUCAAAACCAAGACAAAAAGAUCAGUCGGGAGGAGUUUGAAUCGGUAUGUUAAGCAGAGAAACUUCUCUUUGUUUUCUGUUCUGGCAAACAGCACCUGGGUCCUCGACACUACCAACCUUUAGCAGCUUCAUGCACAACAGGGCGGGAAGGCCUCCUAAAACCACACACAUACAUAUUCAGGAAAUGUGGAAGUGAGGCCAGCAAAGUGGUGUGAGCUCGAGUAUUUAGUUUCAGCAGGAGAAGAGGGAGCAGCCAUUCACAGAGGCAGCUUCUGGUCCUGGAGUGGGAGGGUCAACCUGAUAUACUGCAGUUCAGGCUGCAGAGCGAGUCAUUUACCAUCGUCGGUAGCCCUGGCUGUAGUGGUGACCGAGUGACACAGGCUGAAAAGGGGAAACUUAAAACUACAUGAGGUUUGAAUAAGUUUCACUCUACUGUGAACAUGUUUCAAUCUUAAACAUUCUUCAUUUACAAAUCAAUCUUCAAAGUUACCAAGUUUCAGUUACCAAACAGAUUGAAAUAGCCAGUGUUGCAUCUUUAUGACCUAUAAGUGAACAAGACCAGAGUAAUAUGUAACGCCUGUCUCUUCUGAGGGGCAGUGUGACCAAUAAGGCCACCCACAGCAUACCAAAGAAACAGCCUUUUUACUUUUUCCACAUCAAAUAUUUACAGUCAGUGACAGGUUCAACUGUUAAAAGAUUGUACUUUUAUUUCAGAAAGCAUUAAAUGCACAGAUGUACCUCUUGGCCUACAGGGGGCGCUAAAAUUAAGACUAGCAAAGUCCCUCUCAGCAGCUUUAAAUGAAAAUAGAAGCAGAGGUGGCACAAGGGACGAAGGUGACAGUGCUCCAGUUGUGUGUUUACUAGCUGUCCUUCUCGGACUCCUGCAACCACGUAAUGUGAUGUGAAACCACACACCGUGACAUCCAGUAUUAGACUGUUUGGAGAUGCAAUUUCCAAGAAGAAAGGUGUAGGUGUGGUGGAAUUUUGUUUUAGCUCCAUAUUUGAAUUUUUUGUGCAUAAGAGGCUACUGUGUCAGAUUCUUAUGAUACAGUGUUUAAUCUAGCUCAGUCAAAUGCACUUUGUUUAAUAUUGAUAAGUAUAGGGAGAAGGAGAAGGUUUGUCGUCUACACAAGUGUGCUCAGCACAGGGUGAGCAAAGAGAGGAGGCAUACUACUUUGUCCACUUUUUGCUUUUAAUAUGAUUUGCAUUUCAAAUAAAUGCAAGGGACUUAUGCCCUAAUGAAAGGAUAAGCACUUAGUAAGGAAAACAUCCCAUUUUACCCUUACUACAACAAUUUAUACUCUAUGGAUAUAUAUUAUACACAUAAUCUACCAGAUGACCCCUGCAACCAGCUGAUCUAUCAGCCUGACAGAAUAUCACCCAAGUUUUCUCUCUCUGAACACAAUAGGCACAAUAGUUUUCCCGAUUUCUGUGGUGAUGGCUGCUCAUCAGAAGUAGCUCUUAUCAGAAAUGCAAAAAUGUUACACCACCAAAGCACUAAGGAGUUCUUAUUUCCUAAUGUAGGAAUUAACUAACCUCUCUAGUCUUUCCUCCUUUGAUAGUGGUACUCCAUAAACUGAUAGUGGCAACACCAGCUGAGUAAAUAGUCAAAACGCGAAUUUACCUGAUUAGCCUGGACUUCCCUUUCCUUUGCUAUCCCUUCGAUAUCUUUUCUGUUCACUGUCUUUCAAUUCUCCGUACCACUGUUAUACCGUCCACCUAAACCAUUCACUGGCUUUUCUUGCAUUAAAAGGAUUUCCUCUCCAUCGACAUAAAACUUUCUUUCUAUCAAAUUCCCUCUACUCUCAAAUCAGAGGGAAAAUGGCCGGCCUUUCCAUCUCUCCCAUCUAGCACUGUGAAUGCUCCUAGUGAAAUAGUACAUCCUGUCAUAAUACAUACUUUUAGUCCCUGCCAAUUUGUUGUCACACCUAUCUUACUUUUAAACAUCUAAGUAGCUGUUAGGAAUCCAUUCAUCGGGUGUACAAUGACCCCUGGCACCCUAAGAAAGUGAAAAAAGCACUCGAGCUAAACCAAACACAUUUGCUAGGUCUAAAAAUACUGCAUGCAAAUCUCUGUCUUUAUCUGAGCAGUCUCCCUGCAAACACUGGAAUUUCUGCCUGCUAUGCCGCUUUACUAAAAGAUAUAAAGGUCACAGGUUAUUUCUUAAAAAAAAAAUUGUAUCAGUAAAGUAAAGGUUUUUGUUAAAUUUUUUACAUGCCAGCAGUUCAGCCAUUAUACAUUGGCACACCUUGUAGAGGAUACUAUUUAAGCAGUCAAAGUGUGAUUCCAGCGAAGGUCACUCCACAUUGGUAUAAUUUUUUGAGGUAUUAACUUCACUCAUGAUGUGAAAAUAGCCGCUGUUUUGCAGUGGGGAAAAGCAUUAGGUACUUUCCAUUUAGCUGCUAGACAGCAGUGGCUGUAGUGUUUGAGAAGCAUUCCUCCAAUUGGCUUGGAGAAAAUUUUGCUCUGCAGGACUUAUUCUAAAAAUCCAGAUUAAGCGUGUGGGAGUAAAGAUGAUAUCCUGCUUGGGGGCCUGUAGAUGGGAACAUAGAGUUGAAACAAAUCUUUAAACAAACUUUUCGACCUUACAAUGUUACGAUAUUCUUGUUGUGGGUAUAUCUUUGACCUAGAGAAGCAAAAAGAAAAAGGAAAAAAAUGCCAGCUGGCACCAUGUGGCCUUGUGAGUGAGUGUUUGUGGUGAAGUAUGCUGUGCUGUUUUAAACAAGUCUCACAGCACCAGGCUGAAUGGCUCAUUGUGGUCACAGCAGCGCCUGUGGGGCUGAGGUCACUGAUGAAGUAGCGAUUACUCCAGGUCCAGGAAGUUUCACACUUAUUACCAUAGAAUACGUAUUGUCAUAGCUGUCUAGCCUGACACAGCUCACAUGUCAUACUUGACUGAUUAUUUAAAGCAGUGUGAGUUCAGAGCUCUCUAUGAUCGCAUCAGAUGAUCUGAUGUUCAGAGAUGAUUGUUCAAUAAUGGGAUGUGAGGACAAGCCUGAGGUUGAUGUUAUCGAGAAGAAGUUAACAGCUGCUGCCCUGGUGGUUUACUAAUACUGCCAAUAAACUCUGAUUAUAUACCGGCACUCCACUCUUGCUAUACCCCGAGUAGAUAUGUAUUGGAUACACACUCACUGCAGUUCACAGGAGCUUUUAUGACCAAUAAAAGCCAUCAGCUCUCUCUUAAACUGAUUUACCAGGCGUAGUGUUCAGCACGUUUUCUAAAACCUUUAGGAAGUUGAUGUUUUCAUGUCAGGGAAGAUAAAUUCCUGUAAUGCUGAUGUGUCUACAGACUGGCCUUGUCGGUACACUGAAGUGUGAUAACACAAGUGAAAUAAACAGUUCAAGGAAAAGACAUGAUUGAGGCUUUAAAAUGGAAGCGCAAAUACAUCUACAGAGUGUUUACUCUCUUAAUUCGUCCUUAGAUUCUUUGAAUAGAUAAAGAAUUCAAGAAAAAUGUCAAUGACAGAUUUUUGGAAGGCAAAAGAAUCAAAAUACUCACAUAACUAAAGUUCCACAUCAAGUGAGCAGAGUUGUGCUGUUUUAACAAAAUCUGUAAUUAAUCUGGUUCUGAUUUCUAAAUGGAUUUGUAGAUACAUUGAAUUGAUGGCUGCUUUAUUGGGUAGACCUAUACAGCACACUGGUCUAACUGUUCAGCUGGAAACUGGACUUUAAUUAAGUUUUUUUUUUUGUUUAGCUUUGUUUGCAAUGUCAUAAAUGUACUUAUUUAAAGAUAGACAAUCCACCGUCCUAAAGUAAAAGUGCCCACAUAGAUAUCCUUUUAGUAAGUUACAACUCAAAGAUAAUGUCUGUCCAGUGGAUAAACCAUUAGACAAUCCACCGUCCUAAAGUAAAAGUGCCCACAUAGAUCUAACCUGUUUGUCAAUGUUUGGCCACUAUUCAAAGUCUGUGUGUUAAUUUUAAUACUCAAAGUUCAUGUUCAAAUGAGCCCUGCACUGUGGGUGAUGCUUUUGGUCAUGGGAUGCCAAAAGAUAGAAAGUAAAAAAUACUUAAAAAGUUACAAAAAGUCCUCAAAAUACUGCUAGAGGCUGAUCUUAAUGAAUUAUGCCUCCCUGUGCAGCCCUGCCUGUUGUCAUGCAGCAGCUGUUCUGUUCACCUCCUAACAGAGUGUUACACAAAUUACUCAUAUCAAUUAUGUCAGUCAGUUUCAUCUUUAAAAAAACAGGUUAAAUUAAGGUAUUAGAUGAUUAAAUUAACUGUCCAAAUCAAUGAAUAUUCUCUGAAUUCUCUGCUGGGGGAACACUGUUUUCGAGAACUUGUGGUGAUAAGUCUAUUAUGUCUUGUUUCAGAUCAUCGACGACCUGAAGUGCAGGGAAAUAGCAAAAACUUUCCGCAAGGCCAUUAACAGAAAAGAAGGCAUCCUGGCUAUUGGAGGGACGUCUGCGCAGUCGAGUGAAGGCACACAGCACUCGUUCUCUGGUAAAGACACACAAUCAUCAGCUUUUCUCUCCAAAGUUCCAGUCACUUUUUAUUUUUGUGAACAACGUGACCUACAAAAUUUUUGAAAAGAAUAGCCUUUUGUGCGAUGCUGUCUUAAUUUACUGUCGCUAUUUUGCUUGUAUCUCACAUGGGGUUUAUUUUGAAUGUGUUUUGUUUUUGCCUGUUUGUUUGUUCCAGAGGAGGAGCGAUUCGCCUUCGUGAACUGGAUCAACUCUGCUCUGGAAAGGGACCCUGACUGCCAGCACGUCCUGCCCAUGGAUCCCAACGAUGACUCUCUCUUCACAUCUGUAAGAGAUGGUAUAGUCCUCUGGUAAGAGUUCCUGUCUUAAAAUCAGCAACUUAUCCACUCUUCUUGACUGAGCUGUGUUGUGAAAUACAGUAAAAGUCAAAUACCUGCAUCUCAUGGCACUUAGUGUUUUGAAUUCAAUCUGGCUGAAAAAGGAAAACAUGAGCCUUUAUUGGAGAUUUUGAAUUAACCUUUAAACAUAACUGCAGAGGGGAUGCUGCUAGAAAGCAACUUGUGCGUCCAGUUUUGUUAAGGCCAGUUGUAUACUGUUAACUUCCUGAAGCUAACUAAACAAUAAUUGUAAAAUUCAUGUGCCAUGAAUAUCAAGUCUUACUAGUGAUGAAAAAGAAACAAAAUGUGUCUUUUAAAGCACCUGUAAGGGAUUUUAAGCUUGUUAUGGAACACGCUUUGAUAUGUACUUAAUACCUCUCCAAACAGACAAUUUUUCCUUGCUCAGGAGUUCUGUUUUGUUAUUCCUGACGUCUGAAACAGUUGCAGCAGGGUAUGCAUCAUUUUCCAUUGUGAGAGAGCUGUGGUAAAGCAGUGCAGUGGUAUAUAUAAAUCUACGUCAUGUUGCCACAACAUGGUGGGAAAUCAAGUUGAGGUCUUUCUUUUUAACAUGUUUGACGGGCUUUAUAAAUAGUUGAAGGCAUGUUGAUGAUCUGAGAAGCAGUUGAAAAAAACUCAGCCGUUGAGGCAGAUUUGAAAAAAGGAGGGGGAGGGGGCAAGUCAGAACUACGGGAGAGGGGGGGGUGUCGAAUACAGCGAAGUGAUACGAUGGAGAGGCGGAGCAGGAGAUUGACCAAUUGGAGCUGGGACGGAUGGCUCCCAUUGGUCAAUGUUUUCGCAACCCUGCACCUGCUCGGGUCAACAGAUUUUUUUCAUUCUUUUUUCUCUUCACAUUGUGGAGAUCUCACUAUAGCACCAUGAUCACCAUAUAAAUGAGGUUUUUAAUAAUAACCAAUCUCUCCAAUUGUCAACCAUGCCUUUAAGGGCCAUGACGUAAGCUGGGCUGGACCCCAAACCUUUGUGAUUAGGAAGGUAGUUAUGGUUAACACAAUAGUAACUGAGUAUCUGAAAAUGUAUCUUCUGCAUUUCAGGCACGUUUUUGUUGUUAUUCCUGCCUUAGUGUAGAACAUGGAUACUGAAUGACAAUGUGAUAGAUUUCCUGUCUGGUCUCUUCACAGCAAAAUGAUCAACCUGUCAGUUCCAGACACCAUUGAUGAGAGGACCAUUUCCAAAGGGCAGGCAUCCGUAUUUAAAGAGAGGGUCAGUGCAGUUUAAUGUGUACCAGAGCUGCUGUUUCUCCUUUUUAAUGCAAAUGUUCCAACAGAUGAUGCUUUGUUCACACAGGAGAAUCUGAACCUGGCUCUAAAUUCAGCUUCUGCUAUUGGCUGUCAUGUGGUGAACAUUGGUGCCUCGGACCUGAGAGAGGGGAAGCCUCAUCUGGUGCUGGGCCUGCUGUGGCAGAUCAUCAAAAUCGGCCUGUUUGCUGACAUCGAGCUCAGCAGAAAUGAAGGUGCGGGUCAUACCUGAGAGUUCCCACACAAUUUGAGUGUUAGAUUCUUUGUUUCCAGUUCCUGGUCUGUAGUCUCACUCAUCAUGAACACCCAUUGACAGCACUGGCAGCACUGCUGAGAGACGGGGAAACCCUGGAGGACCUGAUGAAGCUGUCUCCAGAAGAACUGCUGUUGCGCUGGGUCAACUAUCACCUGGAAAAUGCCGGCUGUGCUAAGAUCUCCAACUUCAGCAAUGACAUCAAGGUGGGCCUAACCCCUAAUACACUAACAAUUUAACAUCAGACACAGAUAGUGAAACACAGUCUGGUAUGAGAAAAAAUCAUUUCUGUCUGAGUCACAAAGUUUUAUUUUUAGAGCUUCUAAAAAAAUGUAAGCAUUGUUGGUCAUAUGUGUUAUUUUCCAGGACUCAAAAGCCUACUUCCACCUCCUGAACCAAAUCGCUCCAAAGGGCACAGAGGAAGACCAGCCCCGCAUAGACAUCAACAUGGGAGGCCUUAGUGUAAGCAUAAAGACAGCCAGCACUCACAGCUGACUAUCUCAAUCACAUGUUAACAGCUACACAGUGUCUCUGACCAGAACAUGUGGUCUGUGUGUUCAGGAGAAGGACGAACUGAAGAGGGCAGAGGCCAUGCUGCAGCAGGCCGACAGGCUAGGCUGUCGACAGUUUGUCACUCCACAUGACGUCGUCGGUGGAAACCCCAAACUCAACCUUGCCUUCGUGGCCAAUCUGUUCAACAAAUAUCCAGCGCUGAAAAAACCUGAGAAUGAAGAUAUUGACUGGGGACUGUUAGAAGGUGAGCUGUAGAGUGAAACUACACUUUUGAGAUAUUUUUACCAUUUUAUUUACAUUUGGGGAACUAACACCAUGCACAAACCAGCGCAUGGCUCAGGGCAAAAUAUGUUUUUUGUUUUGUAUCUAUUCUAUCGUCAUUAGUUUUCUUUGUUUGAAAAGCCCUUCAAAUCUCAUGAUCCUUUGCUGUCCAGGUGAGACGCGGGAAGAAAGGACAUUCAGGAACUGGAUGAACUCUCUUGGAGUGAACCCACAUGUCAACCAUCUUUAUGGGUGAGUACACCAAGGUCUCACAUUCUUCACAGAUUUCCUAUUUGAUCAUGAUUUUAAAGCACAAUCUGGUCUUGCAGAGACCUACAGGAUGCCAUGGUCAUCCUCCAGCUCUAUGAGAAGAUUAAAGUCCCGGUUGACUGGAACAACAAAGUCAACAUGCCGCCUUAUCCAAAGUUGGGGACCAAAAUGAAGAAGGUACAGCAGGUUUCUGUCAUUUAAUGCUGGUCAUUGAAGAAAGCUUUUUAAACGUCUUUUUCUCCCUUUUUUGUGCUUACAGUUGGAGAAUUGUAACUACGCAGUGGAUCUGGGUAAAGAAGCUAAAUUCUCCCUCGUCGGCAUCGGAGGGCACGACCUGACAGAUGGCAACCCUACCUUGACCUUAGCUCUGGUGUGGCAGCUGAUGAGAAGGUACAAAACCAGGAUCAGAUAAACAAAAGAACAACUUAGGUGUACUUCUAUGUAGAUAAUACAUCUCACUUGUAUGAGCUGGAGUUAUUGUCCAAGCUAGGCAUGUGCCGAUAUGAAAAAUUUGAUAUCACGAUAUUGGUGACCCAAAAUAUCAGGAUUCACGAUAUUAGCGCAUUGCUGUAUGUAAUCUAAUCUCUAAUGUCUAAAUGUUUCCUCCCCGCGUGUCUUCUUUUACUUUAGCUUAUAAAGUUGGCCGUGUCAAGUUCAUAUAUCUGUAGACACUCUUCUUCUCCUCUCUUUCAGGUAUACAUUGAAUGUACUGCAGGAGCUGGGCGAUGGAAGUAAAGUAAACGAUGAUAUCAUUGUGAAAUGGGUGAACAAAACAUUGGCAGAAGCUGGAAAGUCAAGCAAAAUUUCAAGCUUUAAGGUAAGCAUUUUUUUUUUCCUUUAUUGACUGAAAUGUGAAACUUCAAUUAACUAAACUCGAUCAAGGUUUUUUUUAGUUUUCUUUUUUUAUUUAUUUUAUCGAGCCUGUGUCACAUAAGUGUGAGUCAUGUGGUGACAUGAUCAUGCAUGAAGGAGAGAGUCGGUGUCUCAAUCCUUUGAGUCUGAUUGACCACAGAGGUGAUUGACAGCUCUUAAAAGCUAGCAUAUGAAAAAGGGUCUGUGGACAGUUUCUCUGGUGGCCUUUAACUUAGUACUCAUUGAAUGUGUCUUGCCUGGUCAUAUUACCAUGUCAGAGAGCUGUUGUAUAAUGGGUUGCAUAGUUCAAAUGUUGGAAGUGACAAACAAAACCAUAAAGCAUUGUCCUUAUCAGUCAGACUCCUGUGUGUAACAUUUCUAAUGUGUGUGUGUGUGGUGAUCAGGACAAAGAGAUCAGCAGCAGUGUGGCAGUACUGGACCUGAUAGAUGCCAUCCAGCCAAACUCUAUCGACCAAGACCUGGUAAAAACUGGCACCCUCUCUGAGGAAGACAAGCUGGACAACGCCAAGUAAGAUCCUCAUUCUGCAAACACAAGGAAGAAAGCCUUCAGCUGUGAUUUUUUGUUUGUGUGUGUGUGUCUAUGUGUUAUUCAGCCGUUGUAACACGCCAACCUUUCUGUCAUUUCCAGAUAUGCCAUUUCCAUGGCGAGGAAAAUUGGCGCCCGCGUCUAUGCCCUUCCAGAAGACCUCGUGGAGGUCAAGAGCAAAAUGGUGAUGACAGUGUUUGCCUGUUUGAUGGGUCGGGGAAUGAACCGGUGUUAAGAGACUGUCCGGGGUUAUUUUGACACUUACCAAACUGCACACAAGCCAUUAGCCUUUUGAAAAGAGUAAGAGCUCUCCCAACUGAAGGAAUGAAGAGAAAGAUUUGUCGUUGUUGUCAUUUGAGAAUAACAGGAAGAUAUGAAGUCAAAUUCAGAACUUGAGUGUAUCCUUGCCUCUUUAGAGGAGUUUACUGAAGAAUAAUUUGCUGUCUUCUUAUAAAAAGGGAGUCCAAAAUACAAAAAAAAAACAAUCCAAAGAGAUGGCUCUUGUGUCAAAGGACAACUUGUUACAUUCAAUAUGCCGACCUCUUGUUAAAUGUAAAAGAAUGCUGUUUUAUAAAGCAAGUAUGCAUAUUUCCAGCUGCAAGGUUGUUUACAUAUUUUUACUCAGCCUGAUAGGUAAAUUAUAUCCUUUGAUAAGAAACACAGUCAUUCCUCAAUACCAGUCUUAGGAAUAAAUAAAUAAAUGCUUGGCAAGGUAAACAAACAGUCAGAGGGGUGAAAUCUUAAGGUGAAGCACAGUCGGAAAAACACCGAAACACCCUCUCUCUCGUGUAAUCAUAAACAAGCAUGUCUUAAUAACUGGCACUAUAAACUUACACAUAUCGCUACAUGGAAGCCAUACGGUCAGUUUUCAGUAAUGACCAGCCUGAUCAGCUGUCUGUCUGUCUGUAUUCAUGUACAUGUCACUGAUUUGUUUCUGUUAUGUUGGAAUGUAACAUGAGGUAAAUGCUGUUUGGGAGGUUGUCUGGGUUUGUUCUGUGGGGCUUCUGUUCUGUUUUUAUUUGGUUUUUUUGUUUUUUUGUUUUCUGUCUCUCUUGGUAAGGAGCAGGCUGACUGGACUCUCCUGGCUUCUGCUGUGCCUUUGUUUUAAAUCUCAGAGAUGACUUGUACGAGCGCUUUGAGGUUUUCUGUUUUUUUUCUAUUGUACUCAACAUUACCAAGUAUAAACAGUUACUUCAUUCCAGGUAGUUUGAUGAUACUCAGCGACAACGGCCAAAUUGUAUUUGGUAUCGUGUUCAUGCCUACCCUUAAGUGCUUUACAUGUAACAAUAAAUAUGACUUUGAAAGCGAAUCGUGUGUGUUAUCUUUAGGAUGUUUUUAAUGG